AUGGAGCGGAGCGAAUGCUAUGCUGACGAAGUGACAGCCGAGACAUGCGGAGCGCUCCAAAACGCCAAGCGGGUUUUGGGAGCAGCUGAUAUUCUGGAAGCACCCCCUGAUUGGGCCGAAGUUCCACGUGGCCGGGAUUUAUUUGUACCUGGUUGGGGUGGAUUUGACGUUGCAGAGGCCUGGAAAGCCUGUGGCAAGCAAAUUCCAAGCGUGGCUGAGCUUCGCAGCUAUGGAUAUCUGGCAAAAUACUUUCCUAGUGUCGACGACAUGAGUCGAAUGCGGCUUCUGAAAGUGCUGCAUUCGCCUCACAGCUUGCUUGCCAGAUACGUGGUGCAACAGCGCUCAUUCUGGUGUGAAGCCGGUCGCUUGAACAGGCUCGACGAAGUGGAGGCGUAUUGGCUUGACUUCCGCGUUUCCAAUCCCUCGAGAGCAUUGAAGGAAGAGCCCAAGCGCCUCCUGAAUCGCCUGGCCCGCGAUCGUGCAGUUGCGGAGCAUCCACUCAUUCACUUCCAGCACUUGUCUGGACAGCCCUCUGCUUUGUUCAAUGAGGCGCGCCUGCUGUCAAGGGACGAACAAGAGGAGAGUGCCUCGUUUGAGCUCUCGGUACUGGAAGACUCUCAUAGUAUUGUGCGAGCUGCGCAAGAGUUAAACAACUGUGCAGCAGAUUAUAUUCGAGACGUGCGCCAGAAGAGGUGUGCACUUGUUGUGUUGCGGUCUCAGAAGAAACUGCUUGCUAUGGGCGAGUGGGAUUUGCACGACCAGCGCUGGUCUCAAAUCUCGGAGCAUAGCGAUGAGCCUGUUCGUAGCGAAUGGCUCUACAUGUAUGAGCAGAUGGAGGGCGAAGGCCUUUACCCAGUGAAAGCAGUGCUUCUCCUUCCAGAGGUCUCGGAUGCCAAGCAUUUUCCAGAGGCAGGGGAGGACAAAGUUUCCAUUUUCAGUUCUGGUGGAGAAAGUUGCUUGGAGCGCAUGUGCAACGACACCAUGUUUGGCUUGGAGCCCUGCCUGGGAUGGUCUGAGAUGCUGGGAGAGGUGACUCAUGCAGAGGCCGCCUCAGCACUACUCUUGUGGACGAGCGUGAGCCCACUCUCCAGCGAGUGCGAGCUGAAUGUGCACGCCGUUGCCCGAGCUCUUCUCUGCUGCCGGGCAGACCCAGAUGUUAUGACCGACUGCGGCUGGACGUCUUUGAUGUUUGCCGUGAUGGGCCAGCAGCAGUCGCUCGUGGCCCAACUCUUGGAGGCAGCAGCCGAUGUGGACGCACGGAGUGCUCAGAGCGGGCGCACCGCCUUGAUGUUGGCCGCUAGCAUCGGCAACAUGGGCCUGGUGUGCAGAUUGGUCACUGCGUCAGCGGCCUUGGACUCCGCCGCCCGCAUUGACGGACGCACUGCGCUGCUUCUGGCAGUAGAAGCUGGUGCUUGGGGAAUUGCCGAGUUUCUGCUGCAGGCAGAGGCGGAUGUCAAUGCUCCUCGCUUCGAUGGCAAGACGGUGGUCAUGCUUUCCGUGGAGGCCAAUCAGAUGGACCUCAUGAAGCAGCUUGUUCAUCGAAGAGCAGACCUCAAUGCAAAGGCUGAUGGUGGAUUGACCGUGAUCUCGCUCGCCAUGGAGACGAAGCGUAUGCCGGGCCUGAAGGAAAUCUUGCAGACCCUUGCAAAUGGCCAAUGCGACUUGAAUGUGUCAUGCCCAGGAAAGCAUCCAGCAUCAGCACUGGCGCUCGCAGCUUCAGCUGGCAACAUGGAGGUAGUGGAGCUGUUGCUGCAGUGCCGGGCGUCGGUGCAUGGCGGUGACAGUCGCGACAUAUGCAUCGGCCCUUUGGAUGCAGCCUCGCGUUCAGAGAAAUGGGCUGCUGUGAGACGCUUGGUGGAGCUUCAAGCAGACCCCAACACGGGCAAGAGUGUGCUGAUCCAGGCAGUGAAGUCGGGUGAACAGGACUUGGUGGACUUUCUUUGCAGCAACGGUGCUUCUACCAACGCAAUGGAUGAGCACAUGAGCGCAUCAACGGCAGCAGCAGCCGCAAAUCACCCCGGCGUCCUCAAGAUCCUUGCCGCGGCUCGCGCGGAUCUGGAUGCCUCCCCAGCGCUGGGCCUUCCUCCAUUGCUGGUGGCUGCUCAGGCCAAAAGGUGGGCCGCCUUUCAUCAACUCGUGGAGCUACGAGCGCACAUAGAAGUUCGUGACAGCGAGCUGCGAACUGCCUUGAUCAUUGCAGCAAGUCACGGCAACGCCAAGGCUGUCUCCGGCCUGGUUGAACAGCGAGCCGAGCUGGAGGCUCGCAGCAAAUCGGGGCAGACGGCCUUGCUUGCAGCAGCACGACAGCAGAGCUGGAUGGUGGUGCGGAGACUUGCUGAAGUGCGCGCUGACCUUGACGCAGUGGAAACUGCAAAUGCGAAACCGGUAAUUCUUCAUCUAGCAGAAACUUCUCAGUGGGACACCCUCAUCCACUUUGCCCGGCAUGGCUCAAACCUCGAGGUGCGAGGCCAGGCAGGCCGAACGGUGCUCAUGUAUGCCGCGGAGUGUGGCUUGGACGACGUCGCGUGGUGGUUGCUGAAAUGCCAAGCUGAUCCGAACGCAGAAGACGAUAAGGGCGAGACAGCCUUGCUCAAAGCAUGCAAUCGCGAGCUUGAAGGCUUCAUGCGCAUUCUUUGGGAGGGUGGCGCUCACAUAGAGACAGCAGCGAAGCAGUCUCGAAUACCGGCGAUGUCCAAGCUGUUACGACGCUGGAGUGGUGAUGAUGAGGAUGAUUGA
Effrenium voratum is the source of this 2736-nucleotide messenger RNA. The record is from the annotation of a GenBank genome assembly. NCBI's taxonomy places the organism in Eukaryota, Dinophyceae, Suessiales, Symbiodiniaceae.